UUCUUUCCCAAAACUCAAAAGCUGCUUCAGUUUUCCCUCGACGCAGCUCGCAGUCUCUCUCUCUCUCUCUCUCUCCCUCCAUGGCUUCAGCUGGCGCUUCUCAUCUCUCGCCGGCAAUGGCGUCCCUGCCCUCGCCCCUCCUCCCUCGCGCUCUCUUCAGCAGACCCAUCUCGCUCCUCCCCUUCCGCCGCUCCACAAAAUGCGUUUCUCAUCAAUCCGCCUCGUUCUCGGCAAGCACCUUCACUUGGGACGACUUCCUGCAAGCCUCCCGUCCCCAGUACUCCGACGACGACGACUCCUCCGACCUCGCCGGAUUCGUCGAGAAGAUCAGGCUCUGCAACCGUGGCUCGGAGAUGCUGUCUGAUUUCUUGCCGUUCGUCGUCGAAGAUCAGAUUGUCGGUUAUGUCCAUCAUGGUUUGGCUGAUCAUUUGGGGCGAUUCGACGACGUGUUUACUUUCGAUCGAGACGGUUUUAAUGGUAGCCGUUUUGGUGGACGUGUCAGUUUACAUCCAUCGCUGGAAACACCUGAGGAUAGGACCGAAGCGGUGGCGCACGUAGUGAAAUGCUUAGGCCGAGAACUGAUUCCAGGUAUUAGAAAUGAGCUCUAUCCAGUGAAAUCUUCAUUUGGAGGUUCGAUAAUAUUCUCUCUCGAACGUGCAGCGGCUCCUUAUUUUGGAAUCAAGGCAUAUGGAGUUCACAUGAAUGGCUAUGUUGAAAUGGACGGUCAGGAAUAUCUCUGGAUCGGGAAGAGAAGUCAAGUCAAACCAACAUACCCGGGAAUGCUUGAUCAUCUAGUAGCAGGAGGACUGGUUCGUCCUCAUGAUCUUGCUUGUGGGGAGAAUCUUAUGAAGGAAUGUGAAGAAGAAGCAGGCAUCCCAAGAAUCAUUUCCUGUGGAGCAAUACCAGUUGGUGCUGUUUCCUACAUGGACAUAGAUGGAUAUAGCUACAAGAGAGAUGUCUUGUUCUGUUAUGAUCUUAAACUUCCUGAAGGUUUUAAACCAAAUAAUCAAGAUGGAGAAGUAGAGAGCUUCAAGUUAAUUCCUGUGGCCCAAGUUGCAAAUGUCAUUAGGAGGACCAAGUUUUUCAAGCCUAACUGCGCGCUAGUCAUCACUGAUUUUCUAUUUCGACAUGGGUACAUCAAACCUGAGUAUACUGGAUACUUGGAUUUAUUGCAUAGUCUGAAGAGUGGAGAUUGCUCCUGAGUUCCGGAUUAUAUCACAUUAUUAUUUUUGAACUCUCUUUAUCUUUCUUCUCCAUUUUUUUUUUGUUCCUUUGUCAUUAUUUGGCAACUUUUCGGUCUCAUUGUUAUUGAACUGAGAUUUAGCUUUUCGAAACAAUUUCUCAAUAUUUAAUAUUUUAAUACUACAA
Molecule: messenger RNA, 1368 nt
Organism: Syzygium oleosum
Lineage: Eukaryota; Viridiplantae; Streptophyta; Magnoliopsida; Myrtales; Myrtaceae
Product: nudix hydrolase 20, chloroplastic-like
Exons: 9
Coding region: 81-1202 (373 amino acids)
Molecular function (GO): 8-oxo-dGDP phosphatase activity
Source: RefSeq, a predicted model, not a curated record